CCGACGCCAUGGGGACGGCGGAUGAGGCUUUCGACUACCUGUUUAAAAUAAUCCUCGUUGGGGACUCGAACGUGGGCAAGACGAGUGUGGUCCACCGCUUCAUAGCCGGCCUGUACGCGGAGAAGCAGCACAACACCAUUGGCGUGGACUUCGCUGUACGCUCCCUGGACAUCCAGGGCAAGAAAGUCAAGAUCCAAGUGUGGGACACCGCGGGCCAGGAACGCUUCCGGACCAUCACCCAGAGCUACUACCGCAGCGCCCACGCCGCCAUCAUCACCUACGACCUCACCCGGCGCUCGACCUUCGAGUCCGUCCCCCACUGGAUUUACGAGAUGGAAAAAUACGGAGCGGCCAACCUGGUCCUGAUGCUCAUUGGGAACAAGUGCGAUCUUCCGGAGGAGCGCCAGGUUUUGUUCGAAGACGCCUGCACCCUAGCCGAGAAACACGGCCUCCUGGCCGUCCUGGAGACUUCGGCCAAGGACUCCAGGAAUGUCGACGAGGUCUUCACGCUGAUGGCCAGGGAGCUGGUGGCCCGGAGCAACUUGCCGCAUCCGUUCCGGGAGGGCCCGCGGGAGGCCCUAACCCUGGACUCGCACCCGGUGCUCCGCGCUCGGCUGGAGGAGGCCCAGCGCUGCGCUUGUUGA
Messenger RNA from Tachyglossus aculeatus (Australian echidna), 644 nucleotides. It is a transcript of the gene RAB19, whose product is annotated as RAB19, member RAS oncogene family. The transcript has 3 exons. NCBI's taxonomy places the organism in Eukaryota, Metazoa, Chordata, Mammalia, Monotremata, Tachyglossidae. Gene Ontology annotation, cellular component: trans-Golgi network. The record is from RefSeq and is a predicted model, not a curated record. Gene Ontology annotation, molecular function: GTP binding; GTPase activity. The coding region runs from base 9 to 644 and encodes 211 amino acids.